UUUUUAGCCUUGCCGGUUUUUCAAAAUAGACGAUUUCCACACUCACUUCUCAUCCCCAUCUCAUAAGAAAGUUACAGGCCACAAAUAAGCCCAUCAGGGGCUUGGUUUUCGAAAAAAGCAUAUACAAUGGUCAAACCAAAAUUUGAUUCUAGUUUAGCUAUUAAAACAGGCGGUAUCCGGUUUCAGAAGACAAAGGGUCAGCAUAUACUGAAAAAUCCCCUCGUUAUUACCACAAUGGUGGAAAAGUCUGGUAUCAAGUCCACAGACUCUUUGCUUGAAAUUGGUUCUGGAACUGGUAAUCUCACUGUCAAGUUGUUAGAAAAGGGAAGGAAAGUGUACGCUUUCGAAAUAGAUCCAAGAAUGGUUUCGGAAUUGCAAAAGCGUGUGCAAACCUCACCACAUCGAACCAAACUAGAAAUUCUCGUUGGUGAUGCAAUCAAGGCAAAAUCAUGGCCCAAGUUCGAUCUCUGCAUAGCGAACCUGCCAUAUAAGAUCUCUUCGCCAUUCAUCCAAAGACUGAUUAGUGCAGGUCAUGGUUUUAGAGCAGCGGUUGUUAUGCUUCAGAAAGAAUUCGCUGACCGUCUUACGGCUAAAUCUGGAGAUAAAUUAUACUGUCGUCUGUCAGCAUCUGCUCAGUUUCACUUCAAAAUUGAACAGUUGAUGAAAAUCAAUAGAAACAGUUUUCGUCCCCCACCACGUGUUGAUUCAGCUGUUGUUCGGAUUGAGCCCAGGCAUCCAUUACCGCCUGUAAUGCAUUCAGAAUGGGAUGGACUACUGCGUCUUGUGUUUGCUCGCAAAAACAAAACGAUCGGAGCUAACUUUAGCGGCAAGUCAAUAGCUUCUCAUUUACGUAAAAUUUACAUGGAGACUUGUUGCACAAAAGGAUUGUCACCAACUCCAGAGGCUAUUGCCUGUGAGUCUACUGGUGUUUCAGCAAUGGAGGAGAAAAUAACAAACAUACUUCGAGACUCAGGUUUUGAAAAAAAGCGUGCCCGUGCUUUAGACGAGGAUGACUUUCUUAGAUUAUUAUUGGCCUUUAAAAAAGAAAAUAUAAAUUUUGGUUGAUCUUUCCGUAAUCUUCUUAUUAUGUAAACAAUUGAGAGGCAUGGUACAUUGUACAUAGUCGAGUAUACCUGGGCCAUAAAUAAAUUGUACUAAAGUAUGAUAAAAACGAUUUUUCUGUGAUUCACGAAGAUUAUUUCCAUUUCGGUCCCCAUGACUAAACGAUGGAGAAUUCAUCAGAAUGGAAAACAAAUUUAUCUUGGUAGCCCCUUUUAAACAACCUUUACAAGUCAGAACUCGUAAAAGUACCAUACAGAUACCUUUUUGAUUGACUCACAUUCUCUACUCGCACAUUAAAUCCAGUUUCAGCAGCUACAUAUGUUUGGCGUUUUAAAGGCUGAUAUAAGAGCUGUGAAGAAAUAUUAUCUUCGAAGUCGCUCAAACGGAAAUUAAUUGGUGGAAAGUAACGAAUACACAUCACCGUCCAGCAGUUCCCACAGCAUUAUACAACCAACUACCACCUAGAAUUUAAUCGAUAACAGUUUUGCUGUUAGACUUGAUGUUACCCCAGCACUCGGAAGUUAAAGUCAAGUAAUUAUGUUGUUCUUUGUUAUCGUCCUUAAAUUAAAACAUCGAUUUAUGAUUAAAAGCGUGUUUUUAAUGAGUAAGGUCGGAUUCAAAACGGUUUUGAAGUUAAAAGCUUUCAAAUACAGUUAGUAGGGUUAUUCUAGGUAUAGAAAUUUUGGGGACUCAGCCAUUAAUAAUGAUCUCAGAGCGAGGUUAGGGGAAUUCGUCGACGAUAUUUUCGGAGGAUAAUAUAGAAGUGAAAUACUAAAGGUUGUGUUUGCAUGUAGGAAUUCCAGGCUAUCCGACUUGUAAUUGAUACUUUGGAGUAUGUGAAAUACUGAGUGUGCUAGGGAACUGCCAGAAACAUAACUUCGCAAG
This is a messenger RNA of Schistosoma rodhaini, 1947 nucleotides long. NCBI's taxonomy places the organism in Eukaryota, Metazoa, Platyhelminthes, Trematoda, Strigeidida, Schistosomatidae. The record is from the annotation of a GenBank genome assembly.